Messenger RNA from Paramormyrops kingsleyae, 658 nucleotides. NCBI's taxonomy places the organism in Eukaryota, Metazoa, Chordata, Actinopteri, Osteoglossiformes, Mormyridae. The record is from RefSeq and is a predicted model, not a curated record.
CUCAUGGUAGCGGUAUGAGGUAUUGACUACAAGUCCCAUAAGCCUCUUCUGAAUUCGAUGCGGCACAUGUUCAAACAUGGUUGCGUUCGCGGAUUUAAACAUUAGUAACACAAAUGAUAAGAAGAAGCUGCAGAGCCUUAUUGAAACGGCGGCUCAUCUUGGCUAUUCUACCGUUGCCAUAAAUCACCUCGUUGAGAUCCAACCAAAAAAGCAGGAAAUUGCGAAGCCAAAAUGUGUUUCCGAUUUGUUCGACCAGUUUCCUAUUGUACAGGGUACGUCAAAACCAAUCAAAGUGUUAAACCGGCUGACGCUAAUGGUCUCUGACGCAUCUCACUUUAGACCCACUUCAGAGUUAAAAUCCUAUGAUAUAGUGGCAGUGUAUCCUAAAACGGAGAAGCUAUUUCACGCCGCCUGCAUGACCUUUGAUGUUGACAUUAUUUGUGUGGCGGUGACAGAGAAGCAGCCCUUUCACUUUAAGAGGCCCCCGGUUUUUGGUGUAAGGUUGUCAGGGGAGGUUAAUUAUACAGGAGGUAGUUCGCCAUGGCUUAGUGGGUAGCAAGGGGGCCACACACCUCGGGGACUGGGCUUCAGGUCUCCGCCAUGGCUACAUGUGUGUAGUUUGCAUGUUCUCCCCAUAUCAUCGAAUUCCAGUCCCCCC